AUGGCUAUUCAUCGCCAGUUUACAGCUCGUGACAGUGCCUCCGUCAAUGAUGCACCAAUUCACUCUGAUCGAGCUGCAAGCAACAUAUACACGGGCUUCAACUAUGGCGCAUUUUGGGGCGUAGAAACUAAUGUGAAAAAGAAGGCCGACUUUUUCGACGGCUUCGACUUGGCCAAAAACCUAACAACCGACAUACCAUUUGACAGUGCGCGGCUGUUCACUUGCAAAACUGCUGGAACAGUAGACGAACCAACAGAAGCAUUUGACGCUGCCGUGGAAUCAAAUACUACCCUCUUGUUGGGCUUCUGGAUAACACCAUCACGAAGCGGAGACUCGCCUGACAAAAACGUCAAGAAUGAAAUGGCAGCACUCGAGAAAGGGUUCAAAAAGCAUGGCCAAGCACUUUCAGACCUCAUCAUUGGACUCUCCAUAGGAAGCGAGGACAUCUAUCGCGCCGACGAAGCUGGUGAGCUAGGCCUCACAACAGAGGUUGUUGGGCAGACCAUUGCCAAAGUCAAGGAGAGUAUUGCUGCGUCAUCAUUUGUCGAAUACAUGGAAAACAAGCCCAUCGGGCAUGUAGAUACUGCCAAAUACUCCGUCGUAGAUAAUGCUGACUUUACCCAUACUGGACAGCAGGCAGGCAACAGGCCAGUAUGGAUCGCAGAAAUGGGCUGGCCAUCAACCGAUACAGAGCAACAUGGUGCAGCAGUUGCAGGAAUUGACGAACUAGAGAAGUUCUGGACCGAAGUUGGAUGCGUCGUUUUUAGCAAGUACACGACCUUUUGGUAUGAGCUACUGAAAGACUCUACGCCUGACCAGAAAGCCGACUGGGGCCUGAUCGAUACGCUUUCGCACAAGCCUCGCAUCGAGGAUCUCAGCUGCGGAGCCCCAAAGCCAAGUCUUCCAGCUGCCCUUUCAGCAAAUUCGCAAUUUACACUGCAGUCUUCUUUGUUAGGAUCAAACAGGCUAAGUGGCUUUAAGGUGCCUGUUCCCUCAACUACGUUAUCAUCAUCUAAGAUACAGCCAAGUCUCGGCAUUUCAGAAGCUACUCUAUCCAAGGUCGGUCCGAGCAUAACAUACAUGACUGUGUUCAAAACUACGAUAAUAACCUCACAGCCCAUACCUCCCGCACCAAAGAUUUGGAGCAACACGUCACUCUCAAGUAUUGCUGGAACCAAAACAAUUACACAUCAUGAAACGCAUCUUGCCACUAACAAACCUUAA
Molecule: messenger RNA, 1224 nt
Organism: Bipolaris sorokiniana ND90Pr
Lineage: Eukaryota; Fungi; Ascomycota; Dothideomycetes; Pleosporales; Pleosporaceae
Product: glycoside hydrolase family 17 protein
Exons: 4
Coding region: 1-1224 (407 amino acids)
Biological process (GO): cell wall organization
Cellular component (GO): fungal-type cell wall; cell surface; extracellular region
Molecular function (GO): 1,3-beta-glucanosyltransferase activity; glucan endo-1,3-beta-D-glucosidase activity
Source: RefSeq, a predicted model, not a curated record